AUGACCCUCUCGACAAGCGCUGUAUCUGUCAUGGUUGCAAUGCUGAUGAAUAUGUUCCCUGGCGGAACAAGGCAACACAAGCUGGAACUUGACGAAUGGCGUAAUUUCAAGCUAGGCGAACGACUCCAAUCCCAAAUCCCUUGUUGA
Fusarium pseudograminearum CS3096 is the source of this 147-nucleotide messenger RNA. RefSeq lists its product as uncharacterized. Bases 1 to 147 code for a protein of 48 amino acids. The record is from RefSeq and is a predicted model, not a curated record. Lineage: Eukaryota; Fungi; Ascomycota; Sordariomycetes; Hypocreales; Nectriaceae. The transcript is spliced from 2 exons.